Zerene cesonia (dogface butterfly) is the source of this 4448-nucleotide messenger RNA. RefSeq names its product geranylgeranyl pyrophosphate synthase (gene qm). Gene Ontology annotation, molecular function: prenyltransferase activity. The coding region runs from base 343 to 1272 and encodes 309 amino acids. NCBI's taxonomy places the organism in Eukaryota, Metazoa, Arthropoda, Insecta, Lepidoptera, Pieridae. The record is from RefSeq and is a predicted model, not a curated record. Gene Ontology annotation, biological process: isoprenoid biosynthetic process. The transcript is spliced from 8 exons.
AGCUUAUAACUAAAUCGAGUAUUGAGUAUCGACUAUCGCAUAUUGUGAUUUGUGGAUGGGAAUUUGUGUAAGUCGGUAGUCAGAAAUUGAAGAAAAUAUGUAUAUUGAACAUCUUUUUUAAUUACAUUGACCGUGUAUCAGAUUCUUGUGUUUAUCAUAUCCAUAUAUAUACGGCAACUCUACACAAGACCGUUUUCUCGCUAGCAGUUUGACCGCAGUGCCGCAACCCGCAAACCGCAGUAUCCGAAUUAAUCUUUACAGUCUACAACUCUAUACUAUUUGUGCAUUGUAUUCAUUUCUUACUUCAAUUGUUUGAUCAAUUAAUAAAAAAAGAAUACUAAAAUGACGGACUUACUCACAAAAUCUGGAAAUAAAAGCCAAGAUGAGAAACUCCUGCUUCCAUUCACCUAUAUCCAACAAGUACCAGGAAAGCAGAUGCGAGCCAAAUUGACUAUUGCUUUUAACUACUGGUUAAGGGUGAAUGAUGAUAAAUUAAAAGCAAUUGGGGAGAUUGUCCAGAUGUUGCACAAUUCAAGUUUAUUGCUAGAUGACAUUGAGGAUAACUCGAUUCUACGUCGCGGUAUACCAGUGGCGCACUCUAUAUACGGCAUCGCCAGUACCAUCAACGCAGCCAAUUACGUGAUGACUAUAGCACUGGAGAAAACCUUGAAUUUAGGACACCCCCUGGCGACCACAGUGUACACAGAACAGCUGUUGGAACUACACCGCGGUCAGGGAAGCGAGAUAUACUGGAGGGACAAUGUACAAUGCCCUUCAGAGGAGGAGUACAAAGAGAUGACUAUUAAAAAGACUGGUGGUUUGUUCAUGUUGGCGAUCCGUCUGAUGCAACUGUUCAGUGACAACAAGUCAGAUUUCAGCAAGCUAGCUUCGAUCCUCGGAUUGUAUUUCCAGAUCAGAGAUGACUAUUGUAAUCUUUGUUUGCAAGAGUAUUUUGAAAACAAGAGCUAUUGCGACGACAUAACUGAGGGGAAGUUCAGUUUCCCAAUAAUACACGCCAUCAGAAACCAGGAGGGCGACAAUCAAAUACUUCACAUUCUUCGCCAACGCACCCACAACGUCGAGGUGAAGCGUUAUUGCAUAAAGCUUCUAGAAAAAGCUGGAAGCUUCAAAUACACACAUGAUACGCUUCAAGAGUUGGACAACGAGGCCAGAGCCGAGGUCGCUCGCCUCGGCGGCAAUCCGCACCUAAUGGAGUUCCUCGACGAGCUACGUACUGUUGGCGCGAACGACAUCACCAAGCUCACGCAAUAACUCGCACACACAUUCCACACAAACACACAUACACAUUCUGCAUGUAAACUCUAUGAUAAAUAAAAAUAUUACGCAAAUUUGAUGACUCACUAAGGCAAUUCUUGCAAUUUAAUUUUGUCGCUAUCUCUCUUUUCUGAAUUAUCUAUCGCUGUCGCAGUUUUAAAUUGCUGUGUAACUUUCAAUUAGUACUUAUCAUAAAAACCAACGAUAUCUGAGCGCCAUUCAGCAUGAAAAAGGCGUAGGCGUUUCUUUAUAAUAUAAUUGAUUUAACUGUCGUUUUUAAAUGUUAUAAUAUCGUUAUGAGUUUAACGUUGUCUUAUGGAUUGUCCCUAUAAAGAGGUCUAUUUUAAAUAUUAAAUUAUGUUUGAAUCACUUUAUACGCUGAAUUAUUUUUGGUAACUCAUUUUAUUCGCUGUUAAAAAUCAUAUUUUAGUUCUAUAUACGUCGAAACAAAUACAUUAUAGUAUGGGUUUGGUAAUUAUCAUCUAGAAGGCUGUAUGUGACUUAAAUGCGUUUAUAUUGUUUAAAGUAAUAUUGUAGUGAGCAUUAAUUAAUUAUUAUUAUAUAUUGUAGAAGUCUUAUACCAAAUUGUUUUUUGUCAAACAUUUUUUGCUUUGCUUAGUUGUUAUGGCACUUUUGCUUUGCUAUGUUUAUUGUUAAAUACUUAAUUACGCUAAGUGCUUAGUUAUUUUAUUAAAAAAUAAAAAACAAAAAAAAAAACGAUGUCUAGACAAUGCGUUUUUCGAUUUUAGAAAGCUUACCGAAGUAUAUGUUAUAGUAUUAAAAUCUGAAUAUUUACAAAUUGUUUUCAUUUGUGUACUAUAUUAUAUCAACUUAAAAAAAAAUGUGUUUUCGAAGAAUGAGAAAGUGUAAAAAAAUUCUGGACACCUUUUUCUUUUUUUAUUUAUUUGAUUCAAUAGUUUCUUUUUGUGAGAACCAUGCGGGGAAAUUUUAGCAUUUCAUUAACAGCUCAAAAUGUCAAGUGAAUUUUAUUUUUUAUUAUUUUCAAAAACCUAAGGGAAAUCAAAACAAAGAGGAUUCUUUUUGCGACAUUCUUAUAUUCAGGUUUUAAUAUAAUGAAUAUAUUACACAGUGUGCUAGUCAAAUAUUAUAACGAAAGCUCCGUGAAAUUUACUUUUUUCAUGAAUAGGUCAUUGUUUUAUAAUCUUAAAAGUAAUUUAUACGUUCAUUAUAUUUCGAAAUUCGAAAAAUUCACCGAAUUUUAAUUUUUAUUCGAAAUUCGAAAGUGACCGAUGCCAUGGCAGUUACUCUCAGAUAUCAUCAAGAAUUGCACGUUUAAUUUUUUUAUAUUUCGUGAAAACAACAAACAUGAAUUUAUAAAAUUGUACUUUUGUUUUAUAUAAAUUACAAAUAACCAAGAAAAGAAUUAUUUAUUCGAAACUUUUGGAGUAGAUAAGAAACUGCAGUUGUUUUAAAUUUUGCGGUGAAUCAAACUAAAAAACUGAUUAUCCGAUAGUUUUAGGUGCUAAGGUCAGUUUUAGGGUGUGUUGGUGAAAAUUACUUAAAAUAGGAUAGUUUGGGCCAUAAAGUACUUAGAUUGCGUAUGGAUGGCAUUUAUAAUUUAAUAUCAGUAGAUAACACAUGGUAACGUAGCAAUUGUAACUGUUAGGGCAUAGCGUCGUAGGUACUACGAAUAGGGUAGACGUGGAUGUUUACUAUUUAAUAUUUUAUACCUUACUAAUAAACUUUAUAUCGCAUGUUCCUAAAAAAAAGGCUUGACUGCCGCAUAACUUGCGACAAGUGUAAACCCAGCGGGCAUACGACGCACCCACUUCGCCGUCCGAUGCAAUCGAGUCAAAUCAGUGUCUGUAUCUCAUAAAUUGUAUUACAUUGCGGCUUUACUUUUCAUUAACUAUUUGACAAUUUCAUGUAAAUGUGCAAUGAAUAGUGUACAUAGCGUAUGCUAUAGCAAUUUUAACCUUAUAUGUAGUGCGCGUGCUCGCUCAUGGUAAUUAAAGUACAAUUAGUCUUAUUGACUGACCUUUCCAUUUAUCGAUUGUUUUGUAUAAUAGUAGUAUAAUUGGUUUAUAUAUAGUUAUGGUAAUUUUUCAUAAAUUAAUUUGUGUUUUUGCCUUUCAUUUAAAUAUGUUGAUUUUUUUUUUGUGUCCAAACUUAAAACGCAAAUAUCCGUUCAAUAUCAUAAUAAAUAAUAUAUUGAAUUAACAACCUUUCACAAAUUUGGUCAUAUAGAAUAUUGUCGAUGUGAUUUGGUUAUUAUUGCUAAUGUGCUAUCGUUUAACCUGGAUUAUCGAAAGAACUCCUAAAAUCAUCUAUUUUGAAAUAACCAUGCCUUAAAGUUUAUUCAGUAAGGUAGCUUACUUAAUGAGAAAAGGCUAUAAGUAGAGAAGGUUAUUUGAAUUUCAAUUUAUUAGCUAGUUGUUAUUAUUCCUACAUAUAAGAAUAUAAUUGUAGCAUUUCUAGUAUAAUAACUAUUUAUUGGUAUUGCUUUAUUUGAAUGAUUCCUGUAUCUACAUAUUACUAUCAUUGGAAAAACCAAUAAAACUUAACUGAAAAAGUGGGGGUGGGUUGAGUUAGUUCAAUGUGAGAAAAAGACAGAGCUAUAUAGAUCCUCUAGUGCUAUCGCUUUCUCACACCGAAAUAACUUUAAAGUCAUAGUAAGACGCCUGUUACAAUUAGCGUCUGCGAUUGUGUACAAGUUCUAAAUAAAAUAUAUGUAUGAGGUUCUUGGCUUUGAACUUCUAUUGAGAUAAGGAACCUGAAGAUUUAAUAUAGCAGGAUAUAUUAAUUAUAUAAAUAUGGGUGUUUUGUUUACGUAAUGUAACGUUAGUAAUUUUUGUUAUUUUCGCGGUGAUAUUUAGUAGUUGUAAUUCUAUUUACCGUUUAAGAUAUUAAAUGUAUAAAGAAUCAACAUAUACCACAGACUACAACAGUCCUCGUGUUAUAAAUCAGAUAAAUUUUACCUUUUUAUUUCGUUUUAGUUUGAAUAAUGUAGAAUUUGUUUUAUUUGUAAGUACAUAUAUUUUAAAUAUAAUUAUAAUUGCUUACUAUUUCUUUUUAAUUAUACCAAUUACCUAUACCAAAUGUCUUCCGAAUUUAUGACAAUAUAAAAAUUAGGAGUAAUGUUGUAUUUGAAACACUUAAUUAGACUUCUUGUUAAUAUUAUCAAUUCUAUAAUAAAUAAAGUUGUAAGUAUA